Molecule: messenger RNA, 1429 nt
Organism: Micropterus salmoides (largemouth bass)
Lineage: Eukaryota; Metazoa; Chordata; Actinopteri; Centrarchiformes; Centrarchidae
Product: keratin, type I cytoskeletal 13-like
Exons: 7
Coding region: 137-1429 (430 amino acids)
Molecular function (GO): structural molecule activity
Source: RefSeq, a predicted model, not a curated record
CGCAAUGACACCCUCUAGCCUGUUUAGCAUCCCAACCUGACCCACCACCCCAGCCUCAUUUUGAGGCAUAUUAGCAGGCAACAUCCCAGCUGCUCUUCAUUCUCUGCCCAAUCCGACGACUCGCCGACCCUCAGCCAUGACCACCUUCUCCAACAGCAGCUACAUGUCCUGCCCCGUGAGGAGCUCCGUCAUGAUGGCCCCCUCCGUGUCCUCCUCGUCCCGCCUGGGGAGCAUGAGGGCCGGCAGCGUGUACGGUGGAGCCGGAGGAUCUGGAGUCCGUAUCUCCAAGGCCUCCUUCUCAUCUUCCGCCUCCUCCUCCAGUGCUGGUACUGGUGCUGGCGGUGCCUUCAAGCUGAGCGACGCCAUGGACGUCUCUGUCAGCGAGAAGGCCACCAUGCAGAACCUCAACACCCGCCUGGCCACCUACCUGGAGAAGGUGCGCAGCCUGGAGAAGGCCAACGCCGAGCUGGAGCUGAAGAUCAGAAAGUUCCUGGAGAGCAAAGCUGCGCCGGAGGCUCACAACUUCAGCAGCUUCAACGUCCAGAUCAAAGACCUGCAGGACCAGAUCCUAUUCGCUUCUCGUGGAAAUGCCGCCCUCGUCCUCGCCAUCGACAAUGCCAACUUGGCCUCCAAUGACUUCAAAGUCAGGUUCGAGAACGAGCUGGUCAUGCGUCAGUCAGUGGAGGCUGACAUCGCUGGGUUGAGGAAGGUCCUUGAGGAGCUGACUCUGAGCCGGACCGACCUGGAGAUGCAGCUCGAGGGACUGAAGGAAGAGCUAGUCUAUCUCAAGAAGAACCACCAGGAGGAGCUGCUGGCGAUGCGAGCUCAGAUGGGCGGUCAGGUGAACGUGGAGGUGGAUGCGGCUCCAGCAGAGGACCUCAAUAAGGUCAUAGAGGAGGUCAGGAAGCACUACGAAGCCACUGUUUCCAAAAGCCGCAAAGAGCUGGAGGCGUGGUUCAAUGCAAAGACAGAAGACCUUCACAAAGAAGUCGCUAUCAGCACAGAAACCCUCCAGUCGUCCAAAUCUGAGAUCACAGAUCUCAAACGAACGCUGCAGAGCCUGGAGAUCGAGCUGCAGUCCCAGUUCAGCAUGAAAGCGUCGUUGGAGGCCACCCUGUAUGAGACUCAGAACCGGUACACCAUGCAGCUGGCGGGUUACCAGAACCAGGUGACCAUGCUGGAGGAUCAGCUGACGCAGCUGAAGGCCGAGCUGGAGAGGCAGUCCCAGGAGUACCAGAUGCUGCUGGACAUCAAGACCAGGCUGGAGAUGGAGAUUGCCGAGUACAGGAGGCUGCUGGACGCAGAGGCCAGCAGCAGUUUGGCCAUCUCCUCCACCUCCACCAAACAGAAAGUAAUCACCAUCGUGGAGCAAGUGGUGGAUGGAAAGGUGGUGAGCUCCUCCCAAGAGACCAUCACUCAAACCAUCUGA